Messenger RNA from Poecilia reticulata (guppy), 3393 nucleotides. RefSeq names its product septin 4b (gene septin4b). Gene Ontology annotation, molecular function: GTP binding. NCBI's taxonomy places the organism in Eukaryota, Metazoa, Chordata, Actinopteri, Cyprinodontiformes, Poeciliidae. The record is from RefSeq and is a predicted model, not a curated record.
AAUGUGGGGAAGUCUUUAAAGCAUUUCUGAGUAAUGUGAGGAAGUGUUUAAAGUAUUUUUAAAGUAAUGUUUGGAAGUCUUUAAGGCCAAAUGGACUUAAAACUGACUGACGGUGUAAAAAAGAUGAUUUGUCAUAAGCCUGUUCUGCAGGCUGUGGAGUUUCAAAGGAACUAGAAGUCGUGUGUUUUUUACUUCUGGACCUGGUUUCAUGUUGAAGCUGAACCCGGUGCAGCUGUGGUGUCACCUGGACCGGAGUUUAUUCAGCUUUCUGCCUCAGAUGAACCAACACUUAUAGAAACACUAAUUGGUUCAGAGCUCAGAUGAGACGUUUUCUUGAGGGACAAUGUGAGGAAUUGGUGUCAGAGUUCACUGCAGGUCCUUCUAGGUUUCUGUUCAUUUUAUUGCCUCACAUUUUUAUAAUAUGGAUUAUAAGGCAUAAAUGAGCAUAGCUACAGAAUAAAAAAAGUGUCGAUUUCCUGUCCAAACCUUUAUACUGCAGUACAUGAGAGCACUUCUUUUGUUUUUGGCACACUGCUAAGCGUGUUAAUUUUUUUCCCUGAUGUCUUUGGUUCUGUCAUUUCGUGGUUGAGAUUUUGAGAUUUCGGUAUGUAAUUUAUCUAUCUACAAAUAUUUUGAGGACAUUAAUGAGUGUAGGCUCCUGGCCUGGUUGGUUGAGUUUGGGAGGAAAAUGUUCCCUGUUGCCGAACUUUAACUUUGACAUGUACUUGCUGUACAGAUGGGAGAAUAAAUCCUCCAGCCGCUCACUGUAAUGCCUGUCUCAGUAACCUGAUCGGGUUUGGAGUCUUGUUCAGGAAUGCCACUGAAAGAAAGCAGAAAGGAAAAGAACAGACACACUCUUUUAAGACCUUGCACCAGUCAGAGUUUCUGAUCUGUUUUCAAUUUAUCUUUGACCAAUUUUAGCCAAUUCCAGUUUCCUCUAGAGCUCUUUUUCCUCUUUAUCUAUCUGAAGUUUUAGGUCAGUUAUCAUAACUCUACAGUCGUCCUGUUCAAGACGUCUUGUGGCUCUUUAUGCCUAUAAUCUUUGUUUUUUAAUUAAACCGACCACAUCCUUCUUGGUAGCACGUGAAGACGAGUUUCUCUUCAUUAAAUGUUUAUAAUGAAAAAACUGUAACAGAUUGUGAAUUGUCAUCCAGACUUUAUGGUAACUGGAGGAAGCAAAAGAAAUCCUCUCCUUCAUUCCUGGUUCUGUUCUGUGUUCGGCCUCUGAAUGACGACGUGGAGCUGAUCAAUGCCGCCGAUCGGUUCCCGGGGCCCUGAUUGGUUCAGUGGAGCUGAAGGACGUUGCGUCCUCUGUGUAAGCGCUGCAGCUGAAGCUCUGACUGCCGGCUGGAGUCUGAGUGAAGAGCAGCGAACUGAGCAGCAGAGAGGAGCUUUUGCUUUCAGAUUGCAGGUCCAACAGAUUGCAGAGUGCAGUGUAGCUCCCAUUGCGAUGGAGGACAGUGACCACGAGCCGUCCUCUUCGUCAGACGAGCAGGACUCCUGCCCGUCGUCACCCAAUCAGAACAGGCACCACAAUGCUGCACAGCAUUUGAGCCAUUCAGACGACUCCGAAGUGGAGAACAUAAUGCACGACCCUCCGCAUCACGGAGGGAACGGCCCAAACCACGAAGCUCACGAUGCAGACGGCCAAGACCGGCCCGUCACCCCGUCUUGCUUGCAGCCCCCCGUGGCGGGUCGAGCCCGGUCAGAUUCGGGUUCAGAUACCAGCUUGUCGCAGAGCAGAAGUGUGGAGUUUGACUUGCCGUCUCCCAUCAGCCCCUGCAGGCCGAGGAGCCCCUGGGCUCUGUUCGAUCCGUACAGCAAUAAUGAGGACCCAGACAAGGAAUAUGUGGGCUUUGCAACAUUGCCAAACCAGGUGCACCGCAAAUCUGUGAAGAAAGGGUUUGACUUCACCCUCAUGGUGGCUGGCGAGUCUGGCCUGGGAAAGUCCACCCUGGUCAACAGCCUGUUUCUCACAGACUUGUACAAAGAUAGGAAGCUGCUUAAUGCUGAAGAGAGGAUCACACAGACGGUUGAGAUCACCAAACACACUGUGGACAUAGAGGAGAAAGGUGUGAAGCUGAAGCUCACCAUCGUGGACACGCCUGGGUUUGGUGACGCUGUCAACAACACUGAAUGCUGGAAGUCGGUGGCGGACUACAUCGACCAGCAGUUUGAGCAGUACUUCAGGGACGAGAGCGGCCUCAACCGCAAGAACAUCCAGGACAACCGGGUUCACUGCUGCCUUUACUUCAUUUCACCCUUCGGCCAUGGCCUUCGGCCCCUGGAUGUCGAAUUCAUGAAGGCUCUGCAUGAGAAGGUUAACAUCGUACCCAUUCUGGCCAAAGCCGACACGCUCACCCCGAGCGAGGUCAAGAAAAAGAAAAUCAAGAUCAGAGAGGAGAUCGAGCAGUACGGCAUCAAGAUCUAUCAGUUCCCAGACUGCGACUCCGACGAAGACGAAGACUUUAAGCAACAAGACCUCGAGCUGAAGGAGUGCAUCCCUUUUGCAGUAAUUGGCAGCAACACGGUGGUGGAGGCCAAAGGGAAGAGGGUGAGGGGCCGCCUCUACCCCUGGGGCAUCGUAGAGGUGGAAAACGCCGCCCACUGCGACUUCAUCAAGCUGAGGAACAUGCUGGUCCGCACACACAUGCAGGACCUGAAGGACGUGACCCGGGAGACUCACUACGAGAACUACAGAGCCCAGUGCAUCCAGAGCAUGACCCGCAUGGUGGUCAAGGAACGCAACCGCAAUAAACUGACCAGGGAGAGCGGCACCGACUUCCCCAUGCCACCCGCCCCCGGAGCGUCGGAGAGCGACAAAGAAAAGCUCAUCCGAGAGAAAGACGAGGAGCUGCGGCGGAUGCAGGAGAUGCUGCAGCGGUAUCAGGAUCACUUGAUCACCCAGAAGGACGGAUGUUAACGAAAGACUCGGCACGUUUUAAACAAAAAAACAGAGAAAACACCCAGACGUCCUUCAUCCCUCACCCUGAACACUGAGUUCCCGGGUGUGUGUGUGUGUGUGUGUGUGUGUGUGUGUGUGUGUGUGCGUGUGCGUGUGUCUCCUCUCAGCUCAUCAAGCAUGCGACUCACCAGCCGGGUGAGGAGACUGUAAGACCUCAGAGACUCUGUUGAAUCUAACAAGCACCUGGUUACAUAUCAGAACUUUAAUUCAGAUCACAAAGUGGCCACAUCACUUUCCUCAUGUCGUCGUCGUUUUCUCUCUAGAUUGUCCUGCAUGUUCUUUUUACUUUUUGUACGUCUUCCAUAUUUCUGUUUAGCCACACUCCUCCACUUUAUAUGGGUAAUAUUGAUUUAGUUUCCUCUGCCACUCUUGUUGUUGUUGGUUCAUUAUUUUUUUUAUGUAUAUUUGUUGUUUGAGUCUCUACAUAU